UUCAGUUGCGUGCUUACGUUCGUUGCCAAGAACACGACGCCAGACUUACCGUAGUAGUGCUAACGUGAGAUUGACAUAUAAAAUCAGAGUUCAGUGAAGUGUCAUUCACAAAAAUUAUAUCAAGCAGCGAAUCCGUACAGUCGGUAGUAUGUCUCAAUCAAGGACGUUACUAAACCACUCGUGCAAAUCCUAUUCUGCUAUUUUCUUAUUGACUAUCUGUGCUUUUCUUGCGCAAUGCGUACUUACAACUUCUUCUGAUAAACAAUAUACAGAAGCUGCUCUGCACAAGCACCAUGAGUACAGCCAGUUAGAAAAACGACCGGCGUUUUUUGUGGGCAGCCGGUAUGGGCGUUCCAGCGGCAACACAGCUCCAGCAACUGGGGGCGCUUGGACAUCAAAAACUCGUCGUUUAAUUAUAGUCCCACGAAACGAUCGCUUCUUUCUUGGCUCACGGUACGGAAAGCGAAGUAACGAAUACCUGUCGCCCUAUGAGCAGAGCAGCCUGGGACUAGACUCAAUCAACGCAUCACCGCGUUACUCUACAUCAAGUGACACUAAAGAAAGCAAAACAAGGACUGAGCCCAUACCAACAGAAAUGACAAUGACUACUAUUUCGUGUACUUACACGGGCAUCAGUAAUUUCUACCGAUGCAGCAAUAACAAUUGGUGGGGAUGCUCUCAACACUAUUAUGAACCAUAGUGAAGGAGUCACAUUGGAUUCCAGCAGUGUGGCCUCAGAGGAAUUCAUCACAAAGUAAGAGGCCACUAGGAGGCUUUGCGUAGAAUGAAACAAUGGCGAUGAUGGCACACGAUCUUUUGACAGUUAAAAUUUAUGUUAUACUUAACCUUUUGCAGCUUAUACAUACAUAAUAGCGUAAUUUUAUGUUCAAGUAAGCAGCGCGUAUUAAAUCUUUUCAAGGGGCUGGACAAGCUUUAAUACGCAAUCUUUAAAUUUGUAAAUAUACUUACUUAUAAACAUAUUAUUACUACACGCAUGAAAUGU
This is a messenger RNA of Drosophila busckii, 1003 nucleotides long. Its product is annotated as RYamide neuropeptides. The transcript is spliced from 4 exons. Lineage: Eukaryota; Metazoa; Arthropoda; Insecta; Diptera; Drosophilidae. Bases 149 to 700 code for a protein of 183 amino acids. The record is from RefSeq and is a predicted model, not a curated record.